AUCUCAUCUUCCAUACAAUAUUAAAACCAUCAUUAUGGGGGAAACUUUCCGUGCUAUGCUUGUGCUAGUUGUUGUAUUGUUCUCUGGAGCUGCAGAGUUUUGUUCUGGUUGGAACACGAGCUUUAGCCGUAUAGAAAGGGAGAGAGAAGCCCUCUUGAAGUUCAAACUUUGUUUCCAUGAUCCAUCGCAUAUGUUAUCUUCUUGGAAAGGCAAUAAUUGUUGUGAAUGGAGAGGAGUCGACUGUGACAAAAAUAAUGGAUAUGUUAUCUCUCUUCAACUCAGGGGAUCAAUAUCUGAUCAAUUUCUUCAGUACUCUAUUGAUGAUCAACAAUCUCAUCAAUUGUACAUAAUUGAUGAUGUAGAGAAGGUUGUUUCAAGUUUGCUCAAGCUAAGAUACUUGGAACACCUGGACUUGAGCAGAAAUAAUUUCGGUGGUAAUCUUAUUCCACCCUCCUUUGGCUUGAUGAAGCAGCUGAGGUACCUAAAUCUCUCUUAUGCACAGUUCACAGGAAGAAUUCCUAGUGAACUUGGAAAUCUUACAAGAGUUCGUGUUCUUGAUCUUUCUCAAUAUUAUUAUGGGAGAUUGAAGGUUGAUGAUGACAUUCAUCUCUAUGGGGAACUACAUAUUGCCUUGAAAAAGUUCACUUCUUUGGUGAUUUUGGAUUUGGGCGAAAAUAAAUUUUCUGGAAAUCUAACAAGCAUUGUAAGCGGCAAGAUUAGAAACCAUUCUUUAAAAGUUCUUCGACUACGAAAAAAUUUGGUUUCCGGUUAUAUUCCUUUAGAACUGUGCUCUCUCUCUCACUUGCAAAUUCUGGAUCUUGCAAAUAACAAUAUGACAGGAAGGAUUCCUCCUUGUUUUGGAAAGUUUCCAAUUAUGGUGAAUGCAACACAAUUGUUCAACAAAGUGAUCGAGAAAUACUGGUAUCGGUCACAUUUGAUGGUAGUUGUGAAAGGGAGAAACCUUGAGUAUACAAGAAAACCCCUAAGACUCGAGAGCAGUAUAGAUCUUUCGAGUAAUAAUCUAAUAGAAUCCAUACCAGAGGAGCUAAUUUUCCUUAAAGAUUUGCACAAUUUGAAUCUGUCUUGGAAUCAUCUAUCAGGAAAGAUCCCUGAGAAAAUUGGACAAAUGGAGAAUUUGGAAUCUCUCGAUUUCUCCCAGAAUGGCCUCUCAGGAACUAUCCCAAAGAGCAUGUCAAGUUUAACCAAGCUAAGCUACCUCAACUUAUCCUACAACAACUUGUCAGGGCCAAUUCCAACAGGCCAUCAGCUUCAAACACUCGAAGAUCCAACCAUUUACAUUGGCAAUCCUCAACUCUGUGGAGCUCCACCCCUGAAGAAAUGCUCAAAUGAUGCUUUGCCUCCAACAACCACCAACUUCAAGGACAACGAUGAUAGUGCACUUAAAAGAAUGUGGUUUUACAUUGUUGUGGUAUCAGGCUUUGCAACUGGAUUCUGGGGGGUCGUGGCAACUUUGAUUUUUGUAAAAAGCUGGAGAUAUGCUUAUUUUCAACGGGUGGAUAAUAUCAAACACUGGAUCCUUGUGGUUAUUACAUUGAAGGUGGCACAAUUCAAGAAGAUGUUUAAUGGCAACCCAUAUGAUUAGUGAGUUAUACAUGGAGUAUGUUGUUGUUGCUACAUUUGUUACUAAACCAGUUAGACAACCCUACAUUGUAGGGUGUGGUGUUGGGUCUAACUUUGAAUGAGCCAACAUUGAAUGAGCCAAUUUUAAAUGAACACAUAAGUAUUAGGUUUGUAAAGUUUUCAAUAAUAUAACAUAGGUUGUAGU
Molecule: messenger RNA, 1786 nt
Organism: Rubroshorea leprosula
Lineage: Eukaryota; Viridiplantae; Streptophyta; Magnoliopsida; Malvales; Dipterocarpaceae
Source: the annotation of a GenBank genome assembly